UACUCCCUAAAAAAUCAGAAGCAGCUAGAGCUGAGAUGAGGGUGAACUUUUUGGUUCAUGAAGCAGAAUUGUUCAUGGAGAUUACAAAUGCGCUUCCUUUUUUUAGCACAAGUUCUAACCGGGGAAUGCAAAUAAUGUGCUUUUUCCCUGGACAAUCAAAUACAUGUAUUGCUUUUUUUCCUGUGUUUCCUCCUUGUAGCCCUACUCUUUAAUGCUAAUAAUCAUCCAAAAGGCUU
Molecule: messenger RNA, 236 nt
Organism: Rubroshorea leprosula
Lineage: Eukaryota; Viridiplantae; Streptophyta; Magnoliopsida; Malvales; Dipterocarpaceae
Source: the annotation of a GenBank genome assembly